Messenger RNA from Trifolium pratense (red clover), 3220 nucleotides. Its product is annotated as putative pentatricopeptide repeat-containing protein At3g16710, mitochondrial. NCBI's taxonomy places the organism in Eukaryota, Viridiplantae, Streptophyta, Magnoliopsida, Fabales, Fabaceae. Bases 188 to 2356 code for a protein of 722 amino acids. The record is from RefSeq and is a predicted model, not a curated record. The transcript has 2 exons. Gene Ontology annotation, molecular function: protein binding.
GGUUGAAGUGAAGCAACAAGAACUGUGAUUCCAACGUUUUACAUUGUUUAACAUAAAAAGCACGACAUUUGCUGUGUUCUUCUUCUCGACGAUAGUCGAUAACAUGGUUCCUAGGUCAGAUUUCAAUUUCCCAAUUUGUCUCUCUUUCUCUUCAUUUUUCAUUCCUUCUCCGUUACUGUAGAAUUUCAUGUUUCGUUCUAUGGCAAUAAAGUUCCCAUCUUUGGCACAUAAUUCUCGAUUCCUCAAAUGGGUUUAUCUAUCUUCAACAAGUACUCAACAAAUUUCACAAACCAUUGAAGUUCUAAACCCCAAUUAUUCAUCUGAAUUUGAUCAAAAUAUUAACUUUUUGAAGAAUAAGCUUGGCCCAGAUAAUUUAAUCAAAGUUUUGAACCAAACUACUGAUUUAAACUCAGCUGUGAAGAUUUUUAAAUGGGCUUCAAUACAGAAGAGUUUCCACCAUACUUCUAGUACAUAUUUUGAGAUUAUUUUGAAACUGGGUUUAGCUGGGAAUGUUCUAGAGAUGGAGAAUUUUUGUCAUAACAUGGUUAAGAACAGGUUUUCAGGUGUUGAAGUAGCUCUCGUAUCAUUGAUUCACACAUUUGUUAAGCAUUGUAGGAUUAAAGAAGCAAUGAUAGUUUUAACGAACAUGAAUUCGGGGGGUUAUAAGCCUCCGAUUGAAGUUUUUAAUGCUUUGUUAGGUGCUAUUGUGCAAGAAGAUUGUAGAGAUUUUCAAAAUGCUUUGUUUGUUUAUAAAGAGAUGGUGAAGGCCGGAAUUGUUCCCACGGUCGACACUUUGAAUUGUUUGUUGGAGGUAUUGUUUUCGAUCAAUCAGGUUGAUCUUGCUUUGGAUCAAUUUAGAAGAAUGAGCAAUAAGGGAUGUAGUCCUAAUAGUAAGACCUUUGAGGUACUUGUGAAGGGUUUGAUCGAAAGUGGUCGUGUGGAUGAAGCUCUUAUUUCUUUAGGGAAAAUGCUUACACUCGAGUGUCGACCGGAUUUGAGCUUUUAUACCUGCACCAUACCUCUCUUUUGCAGCGAAAAUAAAGUUGAAGAAGCAAUAAAGUUGCUUAGAAUGAUGAAAAAUUCUGAUCUUGUGCCAGAUUCUUUUGUUUAUGAGGCUCUAAUACAGUGCUUGUGCAAAAACUUGCAGUUGGAUUCUGCGGUAUGCCUCAUAAAUGAAAUGAUAGGAAAUGGUAUACAACCACGUAAAAAUGUUUUUGUUCUUAUGAUAAAUUGCUAUUGUGAAUUGGGGAAAAUAGAUGAGGCUAUAACGUUUUUAGAGGAUAAGCAAGUUCAUGAAACUGCUCCUUUCAAUGCAUUGCUUGAAGGUUGCUGCAAUACUGGUAAAAUUCUGGUAGCAAAUGCUCUUCUUGAAACAAUGACGGAGAGAAACAUAGCUGAUUGUCAAUCUUGGAAUAUUAUCAUUAGAUGGCUUUGUGAGAAUGAGGAGACCGAGAGAGCAUAUGUACUUCUUGGCAGAAUGAUCAAAUUCUCAGUUGUUCUUGAAGAUGCAACAUAUUCAGCUCUUGUGGUUGGAAACUGUAGAUUGAGAAAGUAUGAUGAAGCAAUGGAACUAUUUCGUCGAAUUUGUGCAAGAUGUUGGACUUUAGAUAUCGCUUCAUAUUCUGAACUAAUAGAUGGCCUCUGUGAUGACAUCAACCGUUCUCAAUAUGCUGUUGAAGUGUUUUACUAUAUGUCAAUGGAGCAAUGCUCUCUUCAUUCUUUUUCCUUCUACAAGUUGAUAAAAUGUGUAUGUGACUCGGGACAGGUCAACAAAGCCGUAAAACUAUGGCAAUUAGCUUAUUAUUGUGGCAUUUCUUGCUGUAAUGUCACACAAACUACUAUCAUGCACGAGUUGUCUAAAUCUGAUAAGGAAAUAAAUUUGUUAGCAUUCCUCUCACAAAUGUUCAUUGUGGGAGGAAAUCUUAACACGGAAGCAUAUUGUAUCCUUAUCCAUGGCAUGAUUAAACAAAAUCUAGUUAAGGAAUGUGUUUUGUUUUUCAAUAGGAUGGUCAGUGAAGGUUUCAUACCUAAUCCAGAUAAACUAUUUGUCCAAAUUUCAUUCAUAGCCAAUCAUUCCCAGUUAUCUAUGAUUUCUAGCGCCAUUGAAAAAAUCUCUGGCAGCCAAGAGUUGAGUUCAGCAGUAUAUAACUUACUGAUAACUGGCCUCUGGAAAGAGGGAAAGGAAUAUGAGGCACAGAGAUUACUUGAUAUGAUGCUAAAAAAGGGUUGGCUUCCUGAUACGAGCACUCAUAAAGUAUUGGUUGGAUCUGAUGAUAGAGAAGGAAGAAGUCAAGCAACACCGUUGUUUGAUGAUUCUGUUAGCGAUAUACUUGCAGAAGGACUUGGAGAUUCAUGAAACUUGAGUGUUCCAUGAAAGGAAUCUUAUUUCUUAAUACACUAGUUUCAUCGUGAUUGUUGCUUUGUCCAUCAAGGAUUAUUUAUUCAGCAAGUGGUAAAGCAAUCACACCUGUUGUCUUGCAGAAAAUUCUUUCAAGAGGUUGAAAGAUGCGGCUGUGCAGAUGUUAGUUUCAUCAAAAGUAUUUGCCUUCCUACACUAGAUUCAAAAAGAACAAGAGAAGUAGGACUUCCUUCCAGAGACAGUCAUUGCUGGGAUUAACAGAACAAGAGUAGGACUUCCUAUCAAGAGAAGUAUUUUUCACAAGCGGUCAAACCAGAAAUCUUCUGCUAAAGAGUAUAUCUUUGUACACAUUCUCUCCACUUACACGGAUAACAUGUUUCCACUUCGUCAAAUCAUGGAGUGAAUGUGGCGGUGUUAAUCACACUAUGAUGAGCACUUGAAGAAAAGACUAUUAGUACUUUAUGAAUAAUUCAUGGCAAGACAUUAGUGCUUGGGUGAAGGACGAGAUGAUGUUAAUCACAGGAAAAUAGACUAUCUGUACUUCGUGCAAGACAUUAGGUUCAGUCGUAUAUAGUUUGAGAAGACGAUGCCUUGAAAACUCUAUGCUUAUCAUGGAGGGAAGGGGGUUUGAGAUAUACAGUCAACCUUGUAAUUUUAGCUAUUUUAUUUUGUAUUUUUCAUCUUGUGUCCAAUAACAAUCUGAAAAGUAGCAGAAAAAAGUACAAACUUUUUUGUUACAAACACAUGUACUACAUACAGAAGUUGUAGAGAACAACUUUUCAGAUGCCGAUGAGUCUUGUUUAUAUGUAAUACUAUCGUUUUCAUUAUCUCUUAACCGGUUACUGAUUCAUCUUGCAAGAA